GACUUCACACGUAAAAUGUCAACUUUUUCGGAUAACGAUGAAGAAAAACUUAUAAACAUUGUAGCUGGUCAUCCAUUUCUUUACGACAUAUCCAAUCAAAAUUACCGCAAUAAAUUGGUCAAAGAUAAUGUGUGGAAAGCAAUAGGAAAGGAUUUAAAUAAAAAUAGUGACGAAUGUAAAAAGAAAUGGAAGGCUAUCCGCGAUGGAUAUCAUAGAUUCAAGAAAAAACAUAAAUUAGGUACAGGUUCAGCUACUCCUAAACACUCGAAAGGCAAGAGACAUCUGCUGCUAUCAUUUCUGGAAAGUGUUCCCGAACACAGAUCGGGUGGCUCAAAUAUACCUUCGUCACCAAGGGCUCCACAGAGUAAUGAGGAGGAUAGUGUGGACAAUCUACUCAGUUCAAAUGAACAAGAAGGAUCCAAAGAUGGAGCCAUGUCUUAUGCCGAGCAAGAUAGUGACAAUGACGACACAACUAAAGUUGAAACAGAAAAUAAACAGAAAAUAAAUUUAGAUUUCAAAACCAAAGUAUUAAAAGAAGAUUCUAUUUUAAAAGUAUGGAAAGAAAGGGACGAAAAAAGAGAGAGUUUGAUUAAAACAAUAUUGAAAAAGAAGGAUGAUGACAUAGACUUGUUUGUUCGUCACAUAGGUGAAGUUUUGAGAAAUUUGCCACAAGUGGAAAAAGCUCAAGCUAAGAAACAUUUAUAUGAAGUCCUUUCAGAGUACGAGAUAAUGGCAGCUAAAAAGUUGUCCAACUCUUCAUCCACUUAAACUGAUAAUUCAAAGAUUUCUACAUCACUUUCUGCCUUUAGCCUGUCGCCUACACCAAAUUCACAUUCAAAUUCAAUUUGCAUGCCCUAGAUGCCAAUAUAUGGGUUCAUGCGCUUAGCGAAUGUUGUGUGUGUAGUUAUGUUUGGAAUUUUGAAGACACGCUUUUUUACAAGAUCUUUGUAAUCAAGUAAAUUUAAAAUAUAUUAAUGGGUGGAAAGAGAGCUAUAGAGUAUGAAAAGCUGCCGCACCGUCAGAACGUCACUGUCUUUAUAAAGUUCAGAGGUUGGGUAUCUGAAAGGCUUGCAUAACAUUGUUUUUAGGACCGCUCGUUGAGCUCUUUCAAGGCCGAUGAGUGAUGUUUUCGCGGCCCCACCCCAAGAGUUAAUACAAUAAGUGAUAAUGGAUUGGCAAAGAGCAUAAUAAACAUUCAUAAGCAGAUCAAUUUGAGUAGAAUUCCAAAGUUUUUUUAUAAUACCUGAAAUUUUACGGACAUUGCCGCGAGAUCCUGUUUAUCUUCCUAGGCCAAGCAGUGCGCCACAUAAUGAACAAUCACAUUCACCACGACCCACUGAUAGAGGUAAAAUUAGGCCAAGCAGUGCGCCACAUGUAUUGUCGUCAGAUCCUUUUCAACCUGGGCCAAGCAGCGCGCUACACGUACCAUUGCCGCGAGAUCCUGUUUAUCUACCUAGGCCAAGCAGUGCGCGACAUAAUGAACAAUAUCAGUAUCAAUUACAGUACCAGGUCCUGUUCAUAAUAUACAGGCCCCGCUUCUCUAAUAAGUACCGUAGCCGAUUUACCAGGGCCCACAGAUUUGUCUAAUCAAGCGAAUCAAAGCCGUCAUGAACCGUCUGAAAUAAAUGAAGAAUAUUUUGAUUUUAUUAACUUACCUUAAAGUUAGAUAUAAUUUUUCCUCCGCAGUAAUGGCGUGUCGAUUUUUUGGUUGGAUGUCAUCACUAAUAAAACUGAGUAUAAAAUC
Colias croceus (clouded yellow) is the source of this 1744-nucleotide messenger RNA. RefSeq names its product transcription factor Adf-1-like. Gene Ontology annotation, cellular component: transcription regulator complex; nucleus. Bases 16 to 768 code for a protein of 250 amino acids. Gene Ontology annotation, biological process: regulation of transcription by RNA polymerase II. NCBI's taxonomy places the organism in Eukaryota, Metazoa, Arthropoda, Insecta, Lepidoptera, Pieridae. The record is from RefSeq and is a predicted model, not a curated record. The transcript has 2 exons.